UCAAGCAAGCUGGCGGCUGGGAGCGCCGCGCCGCGCCCUGGAGGACACCGUCAGCACCGCGAGCAUGCACCACCUGCCCCCGGAGUGGGCGGAGAAGGCGCGCCUGGAGCUUAACGAGGACCCCCUGCAGACGCCGGCCCGCCUGGAGGAGCUGCGGCAGCGCCUGCAAGAAGCGGGGCUGCCCGGCCAUGGCGACCUGUGCAUGGACGACGCCUUCUACCUCACCUUCCUGCGCGCGCGCAAGUUCGACGUGGAGAAGACCGUGAAGCUGGUGCGCCGCUACUGCGAGAUGCGGCGGCGCUACCCGGACGUGUGCCGCUUCGCUGCCGCCUCCAAGCACCGCCGCUUCCACGAGACGCGCGCCGUCACCGUCACCCUGGACAGGAGCCACUUCGAGGCCCCCGUCAUCAUCGCCAAAAUCGACUACUUUGACCUGAGCCACAUCACCACCAUGUACGUGGUGAGGCAGUACUACACCGUGCUGGAGACGUGCGCGCUGGACCCCAUGACCCAGGUGUCCGGGCUGCACCUCAUCCUGGACCUGCAGGGCAUCAACCUCAAGCACGUCCGCAUGAUCACGCCCACCUUCGUCAGCACCGUGGUCAGCCUCACGCAGGAGAGCUACCCGAUGCGGUGCCGGGGCGUGCACGUAGUAAACCAACCCUUCGGCUUCGAGGCCAUCUACGCCCUCUUCAAGCCGUUCCUCGCCGAGAAGCUCCGCAGGAAGGUGCACGUCCACGGCUCGGACUGGCGCGGCCUGCACGAGCACAUCCCGGCCGCCGUGCUGCCCCACCUGUACGGCGGCCGCCGGCAGGGCAUCGACAACGGGCCCUGGCUCAAGCGCCUGGAGGCCGUGGAGGAGGCCAUGCUGGCCUGCCCGCACCACGGUUGCUGACGCCGGCCCCACCGGCCUCAACGGCCUCAACGGUCACACUGCAGCCAACCCAAGGAACCCCGCGCACCGCCUCCAAAAUCAAAACACUCGAUGAUUGAUGAUAUACCACUCUGUACGUAACAACAUAGUUCAUGUUCUCUGACGCGACAUGCCAUGUUUUAAUUAUUUUUAAGGUUUAAAAAAAUAAUGUACGUGUUAAGAAUAGUUUGUAUAUUCUAGUGACUAAUAUGAAGAUCUUGUAUAUGUAUUAUAGUAAGAUGGGAAAUGAGGAAAAAUAUAAACGCACUACCACUA
Thrips palmi is the source of this 1189-nucleotide messenger RNA. RefSeq names its product clavesin-2-like. The transcript has 5 exons. Gene Ontology annotation, molecular function: phosphatidylinositol bisphosphate binding. NCBI's taxonomy places the organism in Eukaryota, Metazoa, Arthropoda, Insecta, Thysanoptera, Thripidae. The coding region runs from base 65 to 895 and encodes 276 amino acids. Gene Ontology annotation, cellular component: membrane. The record is from RefSeq and is a predicted model, not a curated record.